Messenger RNA from Chaetomium globosum CBS 148.51, 1959 nucleotides. RefSeq lists its product as uncharacterized. The transcript is spliced from 2 exons. Lineage: Eukaryota; Fungi; Ascomycota; Sordariomycetes; Sordariales; Chaetomiaceae. Bases 1 to 1959 code for a protein of 652 amino acids. Gene Ontology annotation, cellular component: membrane; endomembrane system. The record is from RefSeq and is a predicted model, not a curated record.
AUGCCCGAGACAACCGGGGAAGCAGGCGGCCAGCCUGCACGGCAGGAAGGCCAAAAUUCCAUCUUCAGAACGCUCAUCCAAGGCGUAGCCAUUUACAUGGCUAUGCAAUUUGCGAUGAAGCAGUUUAUGGGGGGCCCCAAAACCACCACAGUUCGCGACGUCAAUGGCAAUACGGCCCAGGUUGUGACGUCGAGUCAAGUUCCCCCGUACAACGAACGGCCGCCGCGUUUGAAUGACGGCGCCUCCUACAAUCAGAUUCCGCAAAUGGUAGCCCCGAUCUGGCCCGAAGACAGCGCAGUCGACAUCGUCGUAACCGUCUCGCCUACAUUUGGGCUUACGCCGCUCAAGGACCACACCAGGGACGCAAUAGUGUUUGAGGAGAAGAAAUUUCGGAUUGGGAAUUGGACCGACAAGCGUACCGCAGAGGGCAUUAUUCAUGUUCCUACGCCUGUUCAACAUAACGGCACGCUUUGGGGCCAUUUUUACAUCGGCCUGUCAGGAGCGAACCUCGAUCCGACACAGCGAGGCUACGACCCGGCCUCGGCUUAUCACUUCGUCUACCCUUUGACCCAGUACAUUCCUAAAAAGAAAGAAGCCAAAACGAGGAGCCUUUUGGGAGACCAAUCGGAGGUUGCCGAUGAGCCUGCCAACGACGAGCCCGAGCAGUCCGGACCCAUCAUUGCGAGCUACUACCACCCGAACGUGUCGCUAUCCUUCAUUCCGAACUCUGGGGUCUUCUCGUUUCCCCAGUCACAUCCAGCAGUUCGCCAGUUUCUGCGCCUCGAACAAACUGGCGCGCGGGACGGCACGGGUCAAAACUCGUGGUACUACCCGAUCCUCUUCGUGAACACGUUCUGGCAACUGAAGACUCACAUGACGGCCCUGAACGACACGGUUAAAACCUUGCCUAUUCGCAUUGAUCUCAACAACUUGGCCGAGUGGAAGUUCAAGACCAUGGCGUCCAUUGACAUGAGCGGCAAGGAGUCAGCCCGCCAGGCCGCCUAUGGGAAUUCGCUACCGGGUGGCGGCGAUGGAAGUGAGAUUGAGAUGAUCAAGGAGAUUUUCAUCGACACCAACCCAAUCCUCCUCAGCAUCACUGUUGUCGUCAGUAUUGCGCACAUGAUUCUUGAGACGCUGGCCUUUGGGUCCGACAUUGCGCAUUAUCGCAAGAAGAAGGACAACGUGGGCAUCUCGGUGCGGUCCAUCCUCGCCAAUGUCUUCAUGCAGCUGGUGAUUUUCCUCUACUUGAUCGACCAGUCCCAAAACACGAGCUGGAUGAUUUUGGGCGGGCAGGCCGUCGGCAUCGUCAUCGAGCUCUGGAAGAUCACGACGGUGGUUAAUGUCCGGGUACGCCCGGCUCCGGGGUCCAUCAUCCCCUACCGGGUAUCCUUUGAGGACAAGCACAAGCUAAGCGAGACCGAGGAGAAGACCAAGGAGUACGACGAGAUCGCCUUCAAGUACAUGUACAUUGCCGGCGUCCCCCUACUCAUCGCCUACGCCGUCUACUCCCUCAUCUAUGAGACGCACAAGUCGUGGUACUCGUACGUCAUCACGACCCUCGUCGGCUCCGUCUAUGCCUACGGCUUCCUCAUGAUGGUGCCGUCUCUCUACAUCAACUACAGACUCAAGAGCGUGGCCCACAUGCCGGCCAAGGCCAUGAUGUACAAAUUCCUCAACACCUUCAUCGACGACCUCUUCGCCUUCACCAUCAAGAUGCCGUUCUUGCACCGUCUGGCGACGUUCCGGGACGACAUUAUUUUCUUCGUCUAUAUUUACCAACGAUGGGCGUACAAGAUCGAUUAUACGCGGGUCAACGAGUUUGGCCAGGGCGGCGAUGACGAGCAAGAGGCUGAGAAGGAGGCAGACAAGAAGGAGAAAGAAGCUUUGCCCGCUGGCCCGGCCGGGAGCACUGCCAAAGCCACGGGCGCCCACGCACCCAAGGCGACUAAAAGGAAGUAG